GAGCCUCUCCAUUGGCCGUCUCGCGCUCAUUUAGCUGCUGUCAAAGCGCGCGGCCCGGGCACGCUCCGGUAACUUUUCCCCACUACAGCUUCAACCAAAGUAAGCUCAAACAAGCGGUUUCCAUUCUUGUCUGCGCUCGUGGAUGACAGAGGGGGUUGAAAAAAGAGGAAGAAAAAAAGAGGUGAAAACGGAGGAAGUGCGGGAGCAGGUUUACCUCUGAGCGGAUUUCAUCCCCUCUCUCUGCUUCUUUCACUCUUCAUCCAUCUCUCCCUCGGAGGUUUAGCUGCUGCGCGCGCGGGCCAGCCUGAAUGUUUCUUCGUGUUUGACUGGUGUCCCACAAAGACGAGGUGAAUGUACAGCAUCAUGAUGGAAACGGACUUACAUUCCCCCGUGGUUCCCCAGACCAACCCGUCCAACCCGGGGGGACACGCGGGAGGCGGAGGCGGGGGGGCCGGAGGCAAAGUCCCACAGGAGAGGAUCAAGAGACCCAUGAACGCCUUCAUGGUGUGGUCCCGGGGUCAGCGGAGGAAAAUGGCACAGGAGAACCCCAAGAUGCACAACUCAGAGAUCAGCAAGCGGCUCGGCGCCGAGUGGAAAGUGAUGACGGAGGCGGAGAAGAGGCCGUUCAUCGACGAGGCGAAGCGGCUCCGGGCCAUGCACAUGAAGGAACACCCGGACUACAAGUACCGGCCGCGGAGAAAGACCAAGACGCUGCUGAAGAAGGACAAAUACUCGCUGGCCGGCGGGCUCCUCGGCUCCUCGGCGGCUGUGGGGAUGGGCGGCGGGCAGCGGCUCGAGAGCCCCGGAGGGGGGCACGCGGGGCCAAACGCAGGCUACGCCACGCACGUGAACGGCUGGGCCAACGGCGCGUACUCGGGCCAAGUGGCGGCGGCAGCGGCGGCGGCUCACGCCAUGAUGCAGGAGGCGCAGCUGGCGUACACGCAACACCCGGGCACCGGGGCUCACCCGCACCACCCGCACCAUCACCCGCACCACCACCCGCACAACCCGCAGCCCGUGCACAGGUACGACAUGAGCGCCUUAUCUUACAGCCCCAUCUCAAACUCUCAGAGCUAUAUGAGCGCGUCUCCGCCGGGCUACGGUGGCAUUACCGGCUACACCCACCAGCACCAAAGCUCCGGCGUGUCUCCGGUGUCCGGGGCCAUCGGCGGCACUUUGGGGUCUCUCGUGAAAUCUGAGCCGAGCGUGAGCCCGCCGGUGUCCACCGCGCGCGCACCGCCGCCGUGCCCCACGGGGGACCUGCGGGACAUGAUCAGCAUGUAUCUGCCGACCGGUGAGGUGGCGGGGGACUCCUCCGUUCAGAGCAGACUGCAUGUGCUCCACCCGCAGCACUACCAGAGCAGCGGCUCCACUCCGGUAAACGGGACGGUUCCUUUGACCCACAUUUAAACCCCCCCACAUGUCCUGCAAGCACCACAAACCACAACCAAAUAUUUACACUCUAGAUGUGGGCACGAGCUGCUGAUGAAUUGUAAAUUAUAGGCGGUUAUAGCCAUAAAAAUGCAAUCACUUUGAACAAACUUUUUUUUAUCGUUAUUAUAUUUUUUUCUUUCAGUGAUGGAUUCUUCUGUCUGUCCGAGUUUAAAGGAAAGCGCACACGGUUCACUAUCGCUCUCUGGAACAGAGCAUGCCAAGUGGUUUUUUUUUUUGUUUGUUUGUUUUGUUUGUUUUUUAUUUUUUUCACACGAUUUAAAUUAUAAUCCGUGAAGUGCUGGUGCGAUUUGAAGGUUAUUUUUUUCCCGACUUUUCUGUGGAAUUAAAGGCACCAGCGGUGUGUUUAAGGGAUCCAUAAAAGCUGUCCGAAAAAUGAGCGGAGGGCGGGAAUGGAAGAUGUGUUGGAGAAGAAGACUAAGGAGAAAAAAAAAGUUUCUAGGCUGCAGUUUUUAAAAAUGAUUUCCAGUUUUAAUGCUUGUAAACAUGUGAGUCAGUCGGUGUAAUUUGAAUUUUGUUUUUGUUGUUGUAAAAUCUUGUAAAUUGUGAAUAAAUAGGCCUACUGAAAACGCUUUUAUGCAAUUGUACAUAAUUUAUAAAAAUGCGCAAUUUCUUUUUCUUUUGAGGGAGGGGGCGGGGUUAAAGAGGAAACGAAUAUGCGGCGAGUUUAAUAAAUUUUAAAGAAUUUCUUCUGUCUUGGAGAAAGCUCGUGGUGUGUUUAAUGUCUGCAUAUUUAAACUGCUCUGAGAAUUCCUGGUUAUCUACAUCGGCUGUAUUGUUAGGAUAUAACGACACAUGCUCGUCCUUGUAUGGCUGGAUUAACGUUAAAGUAGACGGGGAAAAACAAAUCUGGUCAAAAAAUGCACAAAACAAGAAAUAAAUAAUAAUUAAUACGUUGCACGCACGCCUGUUUCCUAACCACAGAGGUGACUUUGAUAAUAGCAUGCCCUGAAUUAGUCUCGGCGUUUUUAAUAGAUGAUUUCUCCUCUGAUAAAAACAUGAUCAGGUUUUGCUCUUCAUUCUGAUCGAGCCUUUUUUAAAAUUUAUUUAUGUUUUAUUGAUACAGUUAAAAAACGGUAUUUACCCGCCAUUAAAAUCUUAACAUCACUCUUUACAUUACAUGAUUACAUCAUUACUCUUUUCAUCAUCAUUAUUAAGAUGAUAACAGACAUCUGAGAACAGAUUCAGAUUCAUUGGUGUAAAUGCAGAUUUUUUUUUUAAUCGUCUUUGUUGUGUGUUUGUUUAUAUUUGGGGUUUUCUGCACUAGAAUUUUUUUUAAAAAGCAUUUCAAAAUAAUAAACACUCAGGUGCUGACAACAUAGGAUCCUAUAUUUUGUAAUCUGAUAAUUUAUAAGAGUGCAGUCGAUGGUUAAAAUAUAGACAAAAAUUGACUACAUUUUUAGCCAAACACUGUCCUAAUACUCAAGAUUUCUUUUAUUUUUUCUUAAAUAUAUAAUAAACUGUGCCUUUAUUCUUUAAUAUCUAUGUUUAAUACUGUCCCUCAUGUAAUUCGCAUCCAUAGAUAGAUACAAAGCUUUAUUUUAUUUCCAUUUUGAGAAAUUGUUUCAUGUUGUUGUUGUUUAUUUUUCAGUAUCUCUUACAUCCAAAUUCUAAAAACACACGUAGGAUAUGUAUUUGAAAACAUUACUCAUAAAAUAGCCUCAGUGUGUGCGUUUGUGGAAAUCAUGUCCGGCUAAAAUACACCCUUCUUUAGGAUGAGAGGACAUUUUUGUCUCCAUCAUCAGUUUGACCUACCCGAUCUUACUUGAUAAUUUAAAACUUACUUUAUAAUGUGCACCUGGCUUCUUUAAUGAUUGUACUUAUAGGCCAAGACAAAAUAUUAUUAUUAUAAUAAUUUUUAAUUGUUUGUUUGUUUUUGGUUUUCCUCUUCAGUCUUAUUUACUGCAGGGUCAUGACCUCAGCAAUCUGAAGAAAAUCCAAUAACGCAAGUAUCCGAUAGUCAGUGCACUACCAAUUCACCCAGUGCCCUCACUCAGGCCCACUUCAACGCUCGCUUUCACCUGGGUGCUUUUACUCUACUGCCGGCCCUCAAAUCUUACCCCAUCCCAUGACCUCCAGCAUCAAAUGCCUCCAUCUGUAUGUGCAAUUGUCACGGUUGUUACAUUAUUUCCUUUUUUAAAUUUGAUGGCUGAAUCUGUUGAGGCCCCUGGGUUGGGAGCGAGCAAUGAAUGAGGGCAGGAGGAGGUAGGAAGGGAGAAGGCGAGGAGAGGAGAGGAGGUUUUUGUGUUGGAGAAGAAUGGGGGAUUAGUCCUGGUGUAAGCCGGGGCAACCCGGAGGUCACCCCCAACAAAAAGCCCGGCAAACAACACCCGUGGUUUUAUCAGACUAAUUCCCACUCGGGUCUGAACUCAAAAGCGAGAGGGCAGCGUGGAUGCGAGUCACAUCUAGUAAAGAUGAUUCCAGCAGGUAUUUAAUAUGCACACAGUUGGUCUUAUAUAAUUUCUUUCUUUCCCUACAUAAAAUGCCAGGUUUGUUUGGCUCUGUCUUUGCUCUCUGAUAUUAAAAAAGCUGCUAACAUUUCGAUACGCUAUGACAGACUUUUAUCAUCAGGAUUUAUUUUUAACGCAGGAAAACAGCCCAUCAAUCAAAGAGGGGGUCAUUUAGGAGCUCACAAGACACUACUUGGAUUAUUUUCAACAAAAGGUUAAAACAAGAAAAAACAAAAUGAACUAGUUAGCAGAAAGCUUUAACAGGUCAGUGGAUGUUUCAACAUGGACUCUGAUCCAAGCAGGCUGGGAAAAGUUUAAAACUAAGACCGUGUUAAAAACAGACAGCAGAAUAAAAAAUGCUCUUCGGACAUCACACAGGUGACACUUUGUGGAACUCCAUGCAAGCGUCCACGGCUAAACGCAAGACUCCAGAUUCUGACUGAGCUCAAGAUCAGAGGUUAAAGGUCAUGUGUUCUAACGCGGACAGCUCAAAGUAUCUCACUGUAAGGUAAGUUCUUUUUAAAUACAUACUGUAAAUAUAGAAGCUAAAAUACAAAACAGCAAACUAGAAUCUAUAAGAACAAAAUCAUUUCUAAAUGCAAUGAUGUACAUUAGAGAGAUUUUUCUGAGUUUUGACACAACCCAACUGACGUCAGGUACAGAUGAACUUUUUCUUCGUUACUUUAGAAUACUUCCUGUUACAUUUAUAAACCCCAUUCCGCAUUUGUUCAUGUUCUUGUUCAUGGAGUUUACAACAUUAUCGGCCAGAUGUUGAGGCUGUAAAAGACUUGCAAAUCAGGUUUCGUGCUGCAUGAAAUGAAGCGCUACUGAAAAAGAGCGUCGUGCAGUCUUUGCAAAAACGCCAAGUUUGAGCAGGAAGUUAACUUCACUUCCUUCUCAGCUCCUCGACGCAUUUCUAAAGCGUGGCUUCCUGUGGAAGAAUGGGGAUUAAAAAAUAAAGAUAAUUUAAACAAAAAAAAAAGUGAAGAGAUAUUUGACUAUUUAAUUAUCACUCAUCAAAAACUUGUUUCUGCAGGAUAUUAUUAUUUGUUCAUUGUGAUAAAAGGUGAGAUGAUUGCCUCUGAAUACCGCUCUGAUUGGACUUUUUGAUCGCAAAUGUCUUAAUAUGAUGAUAGGGAAAUGGCAGAGGGGAAAGUGGAGGAUUCUGCCGCAGCUAUUCUGAUUGAUUCGCUAAACCUCGAGGUAUGAUGGGAGCGUUUCCUCCGCAAAGUGUAAGAGAAAGGGAGUCAGUAAUUACUAUUAUCAGAGAAGUGGGACUCAAAUGAUCAGGCUUAUCCUCGGGUCCUGAUGUGACGCGAAACCCAGGUAAGAUGAAAUUAUACCCGAGUGACACUUGUCUAGAUACGCCACGCAAAAAGACAUCAAUCAGCGCAUGCAUCAGUCAGAAGUGCAGCUCGGUCUGGUCCACACUGUGCUAUACGCAGCAGCUUCUAUCAUCAGGAGAGGCUGAGGGCUGGACCUGUGCAUCCGGAGAUCCACAGUCAUGUGUCUGCAGGUCUUCCUCCUCUCCUCAUGUUCAGCUUGGCACAUGUUUGGACACCACUGCUUUGGCACGUCCCACUCCAUAACCCCGUGCACCCGCUUCCCCUCCCCUUCCCCAAUCCAUUCCAUGUGCUCCUGGUGUCCUGAACGUGGAUAAUCAGCGUCAGUUUAUCACGCCUCCGCAUAUUUCCCUCCCUCUCCUCCUAUAAAAACCCUCACCUCUGUCGUUGGACCCGGUUCUGUCAUGGGAGAUUACGGGGGACCGAUUGCACAAGACUGAAUGUGGCGCGAGGAGAUUAGCCGGGGACGCCAUAGAAAAUAGCAACGGGGCCAACAGAUUCCUCGCGAGGGGGCCUUAUCGUGCAAUUACACGUUGACACGUUUUAACCAUUUUUCAGCCUCUUA
Molecule: messenger RNA, 5810 nt
Organism: Haplochromis burtoni (Burton's mouthbrooder)
Lineage: Eukaryota; Metazoa; Chordata; Actinopteri; Cichliformes; Cichlidae
Product: transcription factor Sox-1a
Exons: 1
Coding region: 352-1410 (352 amino acids)
Biological process (GO): regulation of DNA-templated transcription; anatomical structure morphogenesis; cell differentiation
Molecular function (GO): RNA polymerase II cis-regulatory region sequence-specific DNA binding; DNA-binding transcription factor activity, RNA polymerase II-specific
Source: RefSeq, a predicted model, not a curated record